GUAUAUGCCCCUUCACGUGCAACGCAUCAAUCCUCUGUAUUUCUAAGAAAAUAUAGACCCGCUUUCCAAAUGCGGUCAACAAUCGGCAACUGCCCAGAAAGAGAGAGAAAAAUAGCAGCUUGAGAGAUAUGGUUGAUGCAGUAAUUUCAUUUGUGGUGAACAAGAUUGGGGAUUAUGUUAUUCAGGAAGCUGUGCGAUUCCAUGGAGUGAAAAAAGAAGUAGAGUUGUUAAAGAAUGAACUGGAAUGGAUGCAAUCUUUCCUCGAGGAUGCAGAAAGAAAACAAGUUGAUGAUGCUGUUAUAAGGAAGUGGGUAUCUGACAUUAGAGAUGUCGCUUAUGAUAUUGAAGAUCUCUUGGAUACAUAUGUGCUCAAAAUCGAGGAAGAAGAGGCUCCAAAUAUAGUUCAAAUGAAAGAAGAGACUCCUGAUACAGUUCAAAUCAAUCAAUCAGAGAUUCCGAAAACAGGAAGGAGAGUUUCUGCUUCCAUCAAGAAGUUUUCUUCGAUUUUCAAGUGUCAGAAAAAAUCCAAUCAUAAGGAGUCUGGUAAUCACACAGAGCCCAGUAGUCACACAGAGCCUAGUAGUAAUCCAGUGUCUAGUUUUUUCAGCAAAGGAGAAAAGGUUGUUAAUCAGCACAACAUAGGCAAGAAGAUCGAGGAGAUCAGAGAGAAACUUAGUGAUAUUUCUCGGAAACGUGAACAAUAUCGCCUAGAGGAUAUUGGUAACAAAGGUGAAGGAAAGGACAAUGUUCUUUACAGAUUGAAGGAACUGCGAAGAGCCACUUCCUUUGUAGUUGAAGAUGGUGUUGUUGGCUUUGAGGAUGAUGCAGAGAAAUUGUUGGCUAAACUUGUUGGCGGGGGGCAGCGGAGAGGUGUGAUUUCUAUUUAUGGUAUGGGUGGUUUAGGCAAAACAACCCUUGCCAAAAAGCUAUACCACAAUAACAUUGUGAAGAAUAAGUUUCAAGAUCGUGCUUGGGUUUCAGUCUCUCAAGAUUACAAAACUGAAGAUAUUCUUCGAAGGAUAAUAAAAUCUUCCAACAUCGUGCUUGGAAAGGAGGAUGAAGAAUCUUUAACAAGUAAGAAGAAGAUGAGUGCAGAGGAGUGGGAGCGAGUGCAACAGAAGAUCAAGGAACGUCAAUUUAAGGAGUUGGAGAAGAUGAGUCAAGAAGAUUUAGAGCGGUAUCUUCAAAAAUAUUUGAAAGGACGUUCAUAUUUGCUUGUGAUCGAUGAUGUAUGGCAUAAAGAUGCUUGGGAGAGCUUCAAAAGGGCAUUUCCAGAUGACAACAAUGGUAGUAGAGUAGUUAUUACCACCCGUAACAGAGAAGUUGCUGAACGUGCGGACGAAAAUGUUUAUGUCCACAAGCUUCGAUUUCUAAACACAGAUGAAAGUUGGAAGCUUUUUUGUUCUAAAGCCUUUCAAAACUCAAAUGCAGAUGAAGGAUUAAAAAGGCUGGGGGGAGAAAUGGUGGAGAAAUGCAGAGGUUUACCACUUGCUAUAGUUGUAUUGGGAGGACUCUUGUCAACAAAAAAGCCACAUGAAUGGCGGAGGGUACAUCAUCACAUUUGGCAACAUCUAAGGGACGAUUCGAUUCAGAUAUCCUUUUUGUUAGCUUUAAGUUUUACUGAUUUAUCUUCUGAAUUGAAGUUAUGUUUUCUCUACUUGAGUCUUUUUCCAGAGGAUUUUGAAAUCCAUGUGGAAAAACUGACAAGAUUACUAAUAGCAGAGGGUUUCAUACAAGUAACUGAAGGUCAACUAAUGGAAGAAGUGGUUGAGAGUCAUUUGCAGCAAUUGAUUGAUAGAAGUUUGGUGCAAAUAGAAAAAAGAUGUUGGGGACGGAUUGCCACUUGUCGGGUUCAUGAUCUUUUGCGUGAUCUAGCCAUUCAGAAAGCAAAGGAAUCAAACUUUGCAUAUUAUUAUGAUGCAACCAUACAUUCAAAUCCUUCUCCAGCUAUAUUAUCUUGCCGAAGACAAGCUGUUUAUUCAGAGGUUGAAAGACAUUUGUGGUUUCAAGACUAUAAUCAAUUGUCACGUUCCUUUCUCUUCUUUAAACAAAAGUGGGAUGAAUCACUCAAAGUGACACAACACUUGCCACCCCUCUUCACCAGAUUCAGAUUGCUCAGAGUGCUCGAUGUAGAGGGCUCUGAGAGUAAGGAUGUUGUACGAGAGAGUAAGAAAAGUUUACCUAAAGAGAUAGGAAAGUUGAUCCACUUAAAAUAUUUGGGGCUAAGGAAUGCAUAUAUAUAUCAUUUUCCAUCAUCCUUUGUCAACUUGAAGAGGUUGCAAACUCUUGACAUAUAUGGCAUCGGGUGGAUAUUUCAUGAAGUACCGAUUGAGAUAUGUAAGUUGACAGGAUUGAAGCAUGUAAUUGGAAAUUUUCAUGGAUCAUUGCCGGUAGACAAUUUGAGAAACCUUCAAACUCUCAAGUAUAUAAAUAUUGAAUGUUGGAGUAAAAUUAAUCCCGACAAGUUGGGUAAUCUUCGGGAGCUGCGGAUCGAAUCUGAUUUGCCAUUACCAAAGGAGUUUGAUUUGACACCAAUAGGCAAGCUGAAAAGCCUUCAAAUUUUAUCAGUUACCUUGCUUUCGGACCAGUCUUUUGUUUCAUUGCAGGCACUUGCAUAUUGCACAUGUCUUGUAGAUUUGAGAUAAAGUGGGAAGAUAGAGAAACUACCAAGAAACAUGGAUGAAAUCUUACCAAAUCUUGAAUGUUUAAAGUUAUCAGGUUCAAUUCUUAGAGAUGAUCCAAUGGCCUUGCUGGAGAAGUUGCCAAACUUAAUGAUUCUUGUGUUAAACUUCGUUUCCUGUUGUGAGAAAAAAAUGAUAUGCUCAGCAAAUGGUUUUCCUCGUCUUGAAAUUUUACGAUUUGAUUUCUAUGAAUUGGAGGAGUGGCAAGUACAUCAAGAUUCAAUGCCAAUGCUUAGAGGUUUGAAGGUCCCAGAUGCGUCGAAGUUCAAAAUUCCUGGAAGACUAAGAUCAAUCCCGCCUCCAGCUGAAUGGGAAUGUGAAGACGGCAUCAUUCCUAUCAAUAACUCAAGCUACUUUCAACCCUGAUUAUUGUGUAUGUGCCAAUCAAUUUCUUUCAAUUUUCUCUGUUUAUGGUUUUUCCUUCCUUUCCUGUUGUAAUUCAGUUUAUUGUGUUCUAUAUGUACUUUUCUUGCGCAUCGGUUUGUUUCCCAGUGAUGUUGUUAUUUUCAAUUGUCAGUUGUAUCAAAUGCAUGCUACUUUUGCAAAUGACAUGAUAUGCUAUGAACAACUGACAGUAAUAGCUUUUACAA
This is a messenger RNA of Mangifera indica (mango), 3271 nucleotides long. RefSeq names its product disease resistance protein RPP13-like. NCBI's taxonomy places the organism in Eukaryota, Viridiplantae, Streptophyta, Magnoliopsida, Sapindales, Anacardiaceae. Gene Ontology annotation, molecular function: ADP binding; RNA binding. Bases 129 to 2645 code for a protein of 838 amino acids. The record is from RefSeq and is a predicted model, not a curated record. The transcript has 2 exons. Gene Ontology annotation, biological process: defense response to other organism.